GAGGGCGGGCUUCCAAGAUUCCCGCGACCGUCCUAACUUCUCGACUUGGGAGCUUACUAACACCGUCCGGCGCUAGGCCGCAUAUGAUUCUCAGUAAUCCUGUGCAUGUCAUUGGUCACCGGAGACAAUUUGCAACUUGUAUGCGUAUAGUGGUCGCCGCACCAUGUGUAGAUUUCAGAAUCCAUUGGAGAAUUGAGCUUCCAAUCUCUCUUCUCACUCCGAUACCUCUUAUCUUGUGCUCCGCGUCUGUCCGUUGUCCAAUUUUCUGAAACUUACAGUGCGAUCGCUAUAGUCGGAGUGAAACUUGACGCCUCGGCUGUCCGCAUCUACUACGAACGCCACCUUUCCCCGACGCCAACGUCAGCGACAUUUCACUUUCUUUGCACAAGUGGGGACUUGUACUUCUAAAACCUUCACGAACCUACGAAACAUUAUUGUCGCCUUCCCACCAUGUCCUUCUCCUCGCUCGUCUCAGAUAUUGCAUACCGGAAUAACUCGGAAAGGCCAGAGCGACCGGACCUGCGCUCCCAAAUAUCGGAAGCGCGUUCCACCCGAUCCUACGCCAGCACUGCCGCGACCAGCGUGAGCAUAUCCGGAGAUAUCAAGAGUCAAUUGCAUGGAGGAUACAGCCACCCUCUGUCGCGAGCAUGGCAGGCCGAGCGACAGCUCACAAAGUCGAUGCUCAUCUACCCCCUCUUCAUUUCCGACCAGCCUGACGAAGAGAUACUCAUCCCCUCCUUACCGAACAUCCACCGCCGAGGCCUGAACAAGGUCGUGCCAUACCUCACCCCGCUCGUCGCAAAGGGCCUCAAGUCCGUCAUACUGUUCGGCGUGCCACUCGCACCCUCAGCAAAGGACGCCUUGGGCACAAACGCAGACGACCCCAAGGGCCCCGUCAUCAAGGCCAUCCGCCUGCUCCGACGAGCAUUCCCCGACCUCUUCAUCGUCGCCGAUGUCUGCCUUUGCGAAUACACCUCACACGGCCAUUGUGGUAUCCUCAAGGAGGAUGGCAGCUUGAACAAUGCAUUGUCAGUAGAGCGCAUUGCGGAUGUGGCGCUUUCAUAUGCCAAUGCCGGCGCGCAUUGCGUUGCGCCUUCAGACAUGAAUGACGGUCGCAUACGCGCCAUCAAGCUGAGGCUCAUCGAAGCCGGCAUUUCGCACCAGGUGGUCCUGAUGUCGUAUGCUGCCAAGUUCUCAGGAUGUUUAUACGGUCCCUUCCGCGACGCCGCGGGUUCAGUACCCUCGUUUGGCGACCGAAGAUGCUACCAAUUACCUCCCGGCGGCCGCGGCCUGGCACGACGAGCCAUUGUCAGAGAUAUUGGUGAGGGUGCGGACAUCAUUAUGGUGAAGCCUGCGAGCCAGUACCUCGACAUCAUCAGCGAUGCAAAGGAAAUUGGCAAGGACAUGCCCAUUGCUGCAUACCAGGUAUCUGGAGAAUAUGCGAUGAUCCACGCAGCCGCAGCUGCAGGUGUGUUCGAUUUGAGGCAGAUGGCGGAAGAGGCUACGCAGGGCAUACUCCGAGCCGGAGCUUCGAUAGUAGUCAGCUACUUCACGCCAGAGUUCCUAGACUGGUUGGGUAACUAGAGAGGAGCUAGCAUAGAUGUACGGCAAAAGAAAGGGCGCAGGGGCGUUUGAUAUCCAGACGGCAUGUCUACCAAUGAACUCUCAUCACCAGUUCUACACCAUUUCUGUUCUGUGAUAUAAUCACAUACGAAGAAUUGUGUAACAUGAUCGCAAGUUACGAACAAGUAAUGAGUCUCCGGGACGAGUUUUCAGCCCGCGUCGUGCUGUUGUAUAGUGCCAAGACCAUAUAGAGAAAUACACUAGCUGAACAUGCGGAGAAUUGCAGCCC
Alternaria rosae is the source of this 1852-nucleotide messenger RNA. RefSeq names its product delta-aminolevulinic acid dehydratase. Gene Ontology annotation, cellular component: cytosol. The record is from RefSeq and is a predicted model, not a curated record. NCBI's taxonomy places the organism in Eukaryota, Fungi, Ascomycota, Dothideomycetes, Pleosporales, Pleosporaceae. Gene Ontology annotation, molecular function: zinc ion binding; porphobilinogen synthase activity. Bases 451 to 1584 code for a protein of 377 amino acids. Gene Ontology annotation, biological process: heme biosynthetic process. The transcript is spliced from 2 exons.